UCGAACUAAAAUUAUGUUAGACCGUCUACAAUUCUUGUAGUCCAAUCCAAAUAAUUAUCACAACAUUAGCACACAUAAAUAAUGGAGAUAUAAUUCAAAUCUUUGCUUUCCAAUAUGACUGGAAUUUUAUUUGGUCUAUAAACAAAGUAUAUAUAAGAGAAUAUAAAAAUUAAUGUUAUAAGUGACACGUGUCAUCACAAUUUGGCAUAUUUAAACGUCAUUCCACAUGGAAGGAACAUGACAUACUUCACAUCACAACAAAUUAUUUAAAUCGUUGUAAUUAUAUGAUAAAGGCCUAGAUAAACGUUAAUGUUUCUUUUUCUUUUAUCAUAUAUAUAUAUAUAUAUAUAUAUAUUAUUGAACGUAUGUAUGUACAAAUUUAAAAAUGCAGUGGCCGUCAAUAAGUCUUAUACUUUCUGAAGUGUUUUUAGCAUAUAUUGUUUAUUCAAUAUAUACAUUAUCUUUAUUAUUUGUGGUUCCUUCGUGUGAAAAAGGAAAACCAUGCCUAGAGUCUUAUUUAUACAAAAAUCCACAAUUCCAAUUACAUAUUUAUAGUUCCGUAACAGAGAGACCAAUAGAAAGAGAAGUUCAUUUUUUGUAUACGCUGCAAGACUUUAAUUAUACUCAAACGCAAAACAUUUCUCUUUCCAUAGAUCUUCCUCGAAAAACUAAACAAAAUGGAACGCUGUUUCUACAUGUGAUAAUGGUGCCUAUUUUCCAUAAACAAGUAAAAUCCUUUAAAGAAUUGCAAAAGGAUUUACUUAUGGCAUAUACUACUAUAAAACUAACACAAUAUUCAGUACCUGAAGCAGAAGUUUUUAAUUUAUUAGGAGAACGAGAUGUAAGUGAAAGAACAAAAAAAAAAUAUGUGCACCCUGUAACGCAUAUUAAAAGCAAAGUAACAUUUACAAUAAUGACAGAGGAUAUUAAAUUUCCAACAGAUGGUGUACCCAUGGAACUCAUACAUGAUUUAAGGAUAAUAAAUGGUAAUAAAUUUUUACCAAUUAUUAACUAUGACUUUUUACAAACUCGUCAUCGUGAUCUUUUACAAAUAUCACCGCAGAAUAAAACUGUUAAUGUUUUUCUUAUGUAUACUCCAAUAACUCUUGGAAAGUUAAGAUUGAUAUUGCAUGUUGAAGCUGCUAUGCAGAGUUUGAAAAAUCUUGGAUUUUCAGCCAAAGAUAUAGAUGAAGUUAAAGGAAUUUUUGCAGAUACUAACAUAUACUUAUUAGGAAGUACUUUCUUCAUUGCAGCCGUUCAUCUGCUAUUUGAUUUUCUCGCUUUCAAAAAUGAUGUAAGUUUUUGGAGAAGAAAGAAUAAUCUUGCUGGACUUAGCAAAUGGACAGUGAUAUGGAGAGCUUUCAGUCAGACAAUCAUUUUUUUCUAUUUGUUAGAAGAAAAUUCAUCUUUACUUGUGCUCAUCCCAACUGGAAUAGGCACCAUUAUAGAGUUAUGGAAAUUAAAAAAAAUAUUCAGAGUAGAAGUGAUCAGUCAUAAUCGUAUUUUUCCAAGAAUUCAUUUUAAUGAAAAUAAAAUCAAUGCAGCUGAAGCGAAAACAAGAGUAUUUGAUGCUGAAAGUAUGCGCUAUCUAAGCUAUUUAUUAUAUCCACUUGUUAUUGGUGCUGCACUUUAUUCGCUACUUUAUCAACAUCAUAAAAGUUGGUACUCUUGGACGAUACAUUCUCUGGUGAAUGGCGUCUACGCAUUUGGAUUUUUAUUCAUGCUUCCACAACUUUUCAUUAAUUAUAAAUUAAAAUCUGUAGCUCACUUGCCGUGGAGAGCUUUCAUGUACAAAGCAUUUAAUACUUUCAUCGAUGAUAUAUUUGCUUUUAUUAUUACAAUGCCAACUGCUCAUAGAAUAGCAUGCUUCAGAGAUGAUGCAGUUUUUCUUAUUUAUCUUUAUCAGAGAUGGUUGUAUCCCGUUGAUAAAUCGCGCACAGACGCUGAAGUUAUAACAGAAGAAUCUGUAAACGUCUAUAGUUCAACGAAAAAGAUUAAUUAAAAAACGAUCAUCAUAUAUAUUCUAUCAAUCAAUCAAUCAGUCAAUCAGACAAAUAUUCGGACACUAGUAUAACUUCGAACAUUGUGCUUUAUAUAUUAAGUAAAUAUAUAAUAAACAGAAAAAAGGUUUAAUGUUGUUAUAUUGCAGUUUCUUGUUAACAAAAAUACGGAACAUUUUUUAUUUUCUACAUAUAAUUGUUGAAAUAAUUACAAAGAUAUCAAAUUUCAGCUAAUUCUGAAGUCUAACAAAUAUUUGGACGCUAGGCAUAUUUCAGGAGAUUUUAAUUCCUAGAAAAUGAAACAAAUAAUGUUUCUGAACGCACACUGCUGAAAAAACGUUCCGAAAAUUUUGUACAGAAAAUGUAUUACACAAAUCGUCUGUUCAUCCGGUACACAUGCAUUUCAUCAUGUUUCACCGUCAUAGGUAGUAAUAUAUUAUUUUCAGUAUCGAAAUUCAAAAAAAUACAAUAAAAGUAUCUAAUACAUAAACUUGUAUUGAUUUUGGUGAGUAAGUAGGUAGAAAAAAUUGUAAAUAAAGAAAAUGUAAUGCAAAUAAAGCGAGGAUAAUGAUAAACAAGCAUAGAAAACAUUAAAUUAGGUCUAAACAUCUGAUAAGGUAAAGAAAUCUAAAAUUUAUUUAAAAAAAUUUUUUUUUUAAUUUAUGUAUAGAAACAAAAAUAACAAAUAAAAGCAAGAAACGGAAUUUUAAAGCAAUAUAUGAAAAAAAAAAAGAACAGAAAGAAAAAAU
Polistes canadensis is the source of this 2749-nucleotide messenger RNA. Its product is annotated as cleft lip and palate transmembrane protein 1-like protein. The transcript has 8 exons. NCBI's taxonomy places the organism in Eukaryota, Metazoa, Arthropoda, Insecta, Hymenoptera, Vespidae. The record is from RefSeq and is a predicted model, not a curated record. Gene Ontology annotation, cellular component: membrane; endomembrane system. Bases 386 to 2002 code for a protein of 538 amino acids.